This is a messenger RNA of Alnus glutinosa, 1140 nucleotides long. RefSeq lists its product as uncharacterized. Lineage: Eukaryota; Viridiplantae; Streptophyta; Magnoliopsida; Fagales; Betulaceae. Gene Ontology annotation, cellular component: cytoplasm. The record is from RefSeq and is a predicted model, not a curated record. The transcript has a single exon. Bases 199 to 1110 code for a protein of 303 amino acids. Gene Ontology annotation, molecular function: aldehyde-lyase activity.
CAUUUUCCUUCGUUUUUUUGGUCAUUGACUCAUUGCAAACGUUGAUCUGUCAUUGCAAACGUUGUCGUUAGUUAAAAGAUUUCUUUGUGGAAAUCUGAAUCGUUUGUUGAUUUAACAGCAGAUGUGCUGUUACUUUUACUCCAGCGUCAGCCUACAACAAAUACUGAACAUUCUUUCGAAGUUCCAAACAAACACACGAUGCCUCCCCUUACAUAUCGCUCCACCUCCGUUCUCUCAGCCCUCAAAACAAAGUCCUUCACUUUCACCACCACCGCCUGCAAAUCCCAAAACCCCAUGACCACACCCUCAGAUAUCUCCACAAUCUACGCCCCAACAACCCUCAAAUCCCGUCUCCACAAUCGCGAGACCCUCUACGGCCUCUUUCUCCUCAGUUUCUCUCCCACAUUGGCCGAGAUCGCCGGCCUCGCCGGCUACGACUACGUCGUUGUCGACAUGGAGCACGGCCCCGGUGGCGUCUCCAACGCGCUCUCCUGCAUUCACGCGCUCGCUGCCACGCGCACCCCCGCGAUCCUCCGGCUGCCCGAGAACUGCCCCACUUGGGCGAAGAAGGCCCUGGAUCUUGGCCCACAGGGGAUCAUGUUCCCCAUGAUCCAAACCCAAAAGGCAGCCGAGGAGGCCGUCUCGUACUGUCGCUUCCCGCCCAAUGGGGUCCGCGGCUCGGCCAACACGGUCGUGAGGGCCUCGAGUUACGGCAUCGACGAAGGGUAUUUGGGUAAUUACGAGGACAAGUUGCUGAUCAUGUGCCAGGUGGAGUCGGAGGAGGGGGUCGAGAACGCGGAAGAGAUCGCCGCCGUUGAUGGGGUGGACUGCGUUCAAAUAGGGCCGCGUGAUCUGAGUUUCAGCAUGGGGUACAUGGGGGACAUGGGGAACAACAAGUUGAGGGAGACGAUGAGGGUCGCCGAGAAGGCCGUGCUGGGUGGUGGUGGGACAUACUUGGCCGGGAUCGCGUCGCCGUUCGAUCGGCCUGAUGAUCUGAGGAGACGUGGGUAUCACAUGGUGGCUGGUGGCGUGGAUGUGGGGCUGUUCAGGAGCGCGACCGUGGAGGAUGUGAAGAGGUUUAAGAUGGGUUUGAUGGAAGCCAGGCUCUGAUGAUGCUGAUGAUAAAUAAUGGAGUGAUUG